ACUGCUAGAUUAAGCAACUUAAUUGCUAAAGUGGCAACACUAGUGUUGACAGCUCUCAUACCAAGAAUACUUUUAUUAUCAUACUAUAAGGCUGCAUUUUUGCAUAAAAGAAUACGAAGUCUUCCGCAUUUGAAUUAAUUUUUGGCAAUCAAGCAAUUAAUAAGUAGAUAUGGUGACGCUUCGGAUAAUCACAAUUUGUGUAGUAUUGCAUUUAUUUUGCAAUGUCAUUUGGACACACGCCCAGUUUGCAAAAGAAUUACCGGAAGAGUUUAGGCCGAAUUUUCCUAUUCUAGAAAGGGACACUUUUCGCAACAAAUGUAUUGCUGUACUUGGCGAUAAAGUCGGCAGCAAAGCUUUUGAUGAAAUAGAGUCUAAUUUUGGCGUGUUCAGCGAAUGCAUGGUAAAUAUUGUAAACCACACGGCGAUACAGCAGGAAAUUCAAGAAGCGACUCCCCGAGGCGAACUAGAUGUUGUUUUUAAUAAAUACUGCAACAAGCGGUCGGAUGCUAUACACUGUUUUGACGAUUUUACAUCAAUUGUUUCACCAUGCCUUGAAGAGGAUGAACAGGAGAGCCCAGUAGUAAUAAAACGCAUCGUUCAGAGCCUGCUUAAUUUCGUCUGCCACAAAAAUGGCGACCAGAUAGCUCUUUUUAUUGGAGAAAAAGGACCAGAGUGUCUUCAAGCUGAGAAGCAGAAUAUCCAGCAGUGCUUCAAUAGCACCUUUUCUACAUUCUUCGAUUCCUCGGACUUCACCGAAAAUAAAGAAAAAUCAAUGCCAAAGCUUAUUGUGGGUCAGAAGCAAUGUGACGUCAUUCUGAGCCUCCAGACAUGCGUGGUUGCUCGCCUGGAGACUUGCCCAGACAUUACACCAGCAAAUCUGGUUGAGUCUAUGUUUAAGUUUAUUAGAAACGAGACGUUAUGCCGCAAAUAUCAGAAAUCGCACCCGGAAUCUGCAACUAUUAGCUCGGGAAGUAAAGGAUUCAUCCAAUUGUCAUUUAUUUCAUUUUUUUUAGUCUGGCUAUUAUAUUUUAAACCAACGUUUUAAAAAUGUUCCUACAUAUCUUUGAGCUUUAAAGAUUGUGCCCCGAAAUAACGAUUUAUCUCAUGUUUACCAAAUGUCUCGAAUUCAAAGAAAGUAUUUUUUUUAAAUAAAAACUAUAUGAUAUUCGAAAA
This is a messenger RNA of Drosophila ananassae, 1173 nucleotides long. RefSeq names its product 27 kDa glycoprotein. The coding region runs from base 170 to 1045 and encodes 291 amino acids. Lineage: Eukaryota; Metazoa; Arthropoda; Insecta; Diptera; Drosophilidae. The record is from RefSeq and is a predicted model, not a curated record. The transcript has a single exon.